AUGAUGCAAUUCAUUAUAUUAAGUUUAUCCUUAGUAGAAAUAAUAAAGGCCGCCUUCACUCUAUAGACUUGCAGUUCGAUUACAAAUGCAACUCUUUGCAAGAUGGCAGGAAAUUGCUAAGUCAGUAGUUAUUCUCCAGUCACUUGCCAAACCAUUACAGAUUGUUAUAGAGUUAGCGAAGUCUAAGCAUGCUUAUUAUCACCAGCAGCCAAUACAAUAGCUAAUUGUAUAGCUUUUAACAUCGAUUAUAAAUAUGAAAAUAUUUGUGUGAAGACAGCAGAAACCAGUGUUCCAAAUGGACUUUUACGAUUUAGAAGGUAAGCAAACAUAACUAGAUCACCAGAUAUCACAUUAUCAGAGACCCCUGUUUCAGUUUUGACAACAACAACCACACCAUAAAAAUACACUUAUUAAUUAUUUACAUUAGACAUUCUUUUAGCAUCACCGACUUAGUUGACUGCAAUAUUAGAUGCCUUCAAUCACGGAUACAACUAAUUGAUUACAGAUGCAGUAUAACCAAAGUUCUUGGAAAAGGCUGUGAUUGAGACCUUUUAGAGCAUCAGGGAUGAUAUUACAUACACACUGGCUACAAGAUCUGCUUAGUUAUCUAAGGCUUGGGAUUUAGUGAACAUUCUCUUCUAGAGAUAUUGGAGCUACAAAGCAUACUAUGUUUAAAACUAUGAUUUCAUAAAUUUUGGAUUUUCAGAUUUAAAUAGAUAAAAACUUGUAAUAACUACUAAGACCUACGAAAUUGAAUUCACAUGGGCAACAUAUGCUAAUAAUGGAUACAUAUAUGUGAUGACAUUGGCUCCAGAAUAAUUUGGAAUUAUUAGUGUAAAACAAUUGUCUGACUUAAUUUGGAUCAAAAUAGUUAAGGAUGACGGUACAGACCAAACAACUACAGAUGUUCCCGUAAGUAUUAAAUACACUUGGGUGAAUACGGCUACUUACACAGCAGUCUAUACUUAAUCAUUUGACAAAUUAUUUGCAGCUGCUUUUGCGCCAAUUGCAAAUGUUGCAGUUCCAGUCACUUGUGCAUAUGUUGUUACUACAGUCACUACAUGCCCAACUUUUCCAGUUCCAGCUGCAUCAAUAGAUAAAUUGAUGAUAUUCCAUCAUGAUACUAUUUCCAACUGUGCAACAAUCGCAUCUACAGAACCAUAUAAGAGACUAUCAAAAUGUUGA
This is a messenger RNA of Paramecium tetraurelia, 1185 nucleotides long. RefSeq lists its product as uncharacterized. The transcript has 2 exons. The record is from RefSeq and is a predicted model, not a curated record. NCBI's taxonomy places the organism in Eukaryota, Ciliophora, Oligohymenophorea, Peniculida, Parameciidae.